AGAAAUAUGUCCAGGGACAAUUGCACUUCUGUGACAGACUUUAUUCUCUUGGGUCUCACAGAUCGUCCAGAGCUUCAAGCCUUCCUCUUUGUGUUAUUUUUAAUCAUCUACUUUUUCACCUUGUUAGGCAACCUGGCUCUGAUUGUGCUAAUUCGACUAAAUUCUAGCCUUCACACACCCAUGUAUUUCUUCCUCACUAAUUUAGCAUUUGUAGACCUGUGGUAUUCUUCAAACGCAACCCCCAAGAUGCUGGCUAACUUCUUGUCAGCAAAGAAGACCAUCUCCUUUGCUGGUUGUUUCAUCCAAUGCUACAUUUUCGUUGCUCUGCUCCUUACCGAGUUUUAUAUGCUGGCAGUAAUGGCGUAUGACCACUAUAUGGCUAUCUGCUACCCUUUACAUUACAGCAUCAAAAUGUCCAGGAGGGUCUGCACCUGCCUCAUCGCCUUCCCCUAUGUAUAUGGCUUCUCCGAAGGCCUGUUCCAAACAAUCUCGACAUUCAGAUUGUCCUUUUGUGGAUCCAACGUCAUGAAUCAUUUUUACUGCGCCGACCCGCCUCUCAUAAAGCUGUCUUGCUCUGAUACCCACUUCAAAGAAAAUGCCAUGCUCCUCUCUGCUGGAUUUAACCUCACCAACUCCUUCACGAUCAUCAUCCUGUCUUAUAUCUUCAUUCUCACAGCAAUCCUCAAGAUCCAGUCUUCCGAGGGAAGGAGUAAAGCUAUUUCCACCUGUGGGUCCCACAUGAUGGGUGUCACUUUAUUUUAUGGGUCACUCUUCUGCAUGUAUGUGAGACCUCUGAAGGAUCAAUCUAUGGAGCAGUCCAAGAUGAUAGCUGUUUUCUAUACAUUUGUGAGUCCGAUGUUGAAUCCUUUGAUCUACAGUCUGAGGAACAAAGAUGUAAAAGCGGCCUUGAGGAAAAUGGUAAAUAAAAGGGCAAUACUUUCAUUUUACAAUAAAUCAUAA
Messenger RNA from Ornithorhynchus anatinus (platypus), 960 nucleotides. RefSeq names its product olfactory receptor 5M11-like. The record is from RefSeq and is a predicted model, not a curated record. Gene Ontology annotation, molecular function: odorant binding; olfactory receptor activity; G protein-coupled receptor activity. Gene Ontology annotation, cellular component: membrane. The transcript has a single exon. NCBI's taxonomy places the organism in Eukaryota, Metazoa, Chordata, Mammalia, Monotremata, Ornithorhynchidae. Gene Ontology annotation, biological process: G protein-coupled receptor signaling pathway; sensory perception of smell. Bases 7 to 960 code for a protein of 317 amino acids.